Messenger RNA from Sceloporus undulatus (fence lizard), 1275 nucleotides. RefSeq names its product protein ALP1-like. The transcript is spliced from 2 exons. NCBI's taxonomy places the organism in Eukaryota, Metazoa, Chordata, Lepidosauria, Squamata, Phrynosomatidae. The record is from RefSeq and is a predicted model, not a curated record. Bases 54 to 881 code for a protein of 275 amino acids.
UCCCGGUGGAGAAGAGAGUGGCCCUAACUAUUUGGUGGCUCUCAAGCCCUCUGAUGUAUAGGAAGGCGGCUUCCCGUUUUGAGGUUGGAAUAUCCACAGCUGCAGAAAUUGCCAUCGAGGUGUGCCUUGCUAUGGAGAAGCUGCUGCUGAGGAAAACUAUCCAGCUUGGAAACUACCAAACGAUUAUGGAUGGAUUUCAGAGACUUGGAUUCCCACACUGCAUAGGAGCUAUUGAUGGCACUCAUAUUUCUGUUUGCCCACCGCUGGGACGCAGAGAGGAAUACAUCAACCGCAAGCAGGGAUUUUCAAUUGUUCUGCAAGCAACUACAGACCACAGUGGAAGGCUUAUCGACAUAGAAGUAGGGAAUUGUGGGAGAUCUCACGAUAGCCACAUAUUUAAAAAUUCCGCUAUCUGUGAAGUGAUGGAUGAAGGCUGUUUUGUGCCUGGAAAUCCCACCCUGCAUGUCCACGAUGUAGCCAUUCCACCACUGAUUAUAGGGGAUGGUGCCUACCCAAUCAGGAAAUGGCUAAUGACACCAUAUCGUGGAGAAUUAACACCUGACAAACUUGCUUAUAACACUGCCCAUUGUAAGGCAAGGUGCGUGGUGGAGAGAUGUUUUGCGCGAUUGAAAUCUAGGUGGGGUUGUCUUUCUGGUAGACUAACUGUGAAAGAGGAAAAUUUUAUCUCUGUGGUUACAGCAUGUGCCAUCCUGCACAAUAUUUGUGAGACGAGGGGAGAAGUCCUUGAUCCCGAUGUUGAACCACCUGCGAAAAUUGUCCUCCCAGCUUUCUCAAAUAACAUCAGAGGACACUCUACCGAUCACAAAAAAGAGGGUCAAACUGUUAGAUCUGCAGUAACUAGCAUUAUUUUGGGUCGGUAACACCAGAAACUGACAUUAUUUGAUGUUUUAUAACAUCACCUCGGUUAUGCCAACAGCAUUGAUCUGUUCAAAACGUUUUUUCUUGGUUUACCUUUGUAUCAAUCUAUUAAUGUUGAAAUACAUGUGUUUGACAAGGUGUCUUGUACAACAUGUGAAUAACUUUACAAGACGGCAAUGUUGAAUCACGGUUGUUUAGAAUCUUUUUUCUUUUAACUUUUUUUUUCCAAUCAGGUUCUGCUGGUGGUGUAUAUAUUAUUGUGGGGUAUAAAUACCCGACUGUUAUAGAUUAGUUUCAUUGUUUACCCAAAUUUUGGAAAUCUAUUUUGUAGUGUUAAACAAUUGCUAUAUUGAUGUUUCAAAUAUCAUUUUUGGGAAUAUAGGAAAACAAUGGUGU